AUGAACUCGCGAUCUGUAGCGGCGAUCCGCUAUGUGGACGCCGCAGAGCUGUUCCAGUGGAUUAAGCGCGGCACCACGGGCGCCGGCGAGCCCUUCCAGGUGAUAGACGUGCGAGGCAGCGAUUAUAUAGGUGGACAUAUAGUGAACGGGUGGAACUACCCAUACCGCGAGCUGCGCGACGGCGGGGCGCGGAUGGAGGAGCUGAUGCAGCGGCUGCGAAGCGCCGCGGGUGCCGCGGGCGCGCAGCCGAUCAAUUGCGUGUUCCACUGUGCGCAGUCGCAGCAGCGCGGGCCCUCGGCCGCGAUGAAGUUCCUGCGCAGCGUGGCGGACGAGGACCUGGCGCGGAUGCGCGUGUGCGUGCUGCGUGGCGGGUUCAACCACUGGCAGGCCGAGUACGGCGAGGACGCGAGCGUGACGGAGGCGUACGUGCCGGACCUGUGGCGUAUGUAG
Molecule: messenger RNA, 450 nt
Organism: Lachancea thermotolerans CBS 6340
Lineage: Eukaryota; Fungi; Ascomycota; Saccharomycetes; Saccharomycetales; Saccharomycetaceae
Gene: YCH1
Product: phosphatase YCH1
Exons: 1
Coding region: 1-450 (149 amino acids)
Cellular component (GO): nucleus; cytoplasm
Molecular function (GO): protein tyrosine phosphatase activity
Source: RefSeq, a predicted model, not a curated record